Messenger RNA from Cantharellus anzutake, 486 nucleotides. RefSeq lists its product as uncharacterized. Lineage: Eukaryota; Fungi; Basidiomycota; Agaricomycetes; Cantharellales; Hydnaceae. The record is from RefSeq and is a predicted model, not a curated record. The transcript has 2 exons. Bases 1 to 486 code for a protein of 161 amino acids.
AUGUCUGAAACACCACUUCUUCCGAGCCGUGAAUCGAAUUCCACUUUUCCUCCUGUCCCUCCUCCCGUCAAGGAGAUAAAGAGCACCACAGUGGCGACAGUGGCAGCGUUCCUUUCUGCGGUUGAAGCUCAGUUCUUAGCGAUCACCCUUGGAGAGGGGAACUGGCACUCUGCCAACACCGUUCUGAUAUUCUCUUUGUUGUUCACUUUACUUGGGGGUUUGAAGGGUAUUAUCUCUCCAAGCCCUUGUCAGAUCCAGCAAUCGAGAGCGCUAUCAUACAUACUGGGCACAUUGGAUGAUAUCCUUGGUGGUACAGCGCCUCCAGCACGAUCUGAUCAUCUUAUCAGUUUUGCGCACCGUGACGCGCUGCGACUUAGCCACCCACCCCUUACGGGCCGGAUCAUACACUCUCCUCAAGAGGCAAGGUUUGUUGACCUUAUGAAGGCCUCUUCAUUUGACAGCUGCUUCUCUGGUGGGGUUAUGUAA